Messenger RNA from Mesorhabditis belari, 855 nucleotides. NCBI's taxonomy places the organism in Eukaryota, Metazoa, Nematoda, Chromadorea, Rhabditida, Rhabditidae. The record is from the annotation of a GenBank genome assembly.
AUGCCACCGUCGGCAAAUUUAUGCUGUUGUCGGCAUUCGCGAAAAAAACCACUCACCGAGGGGAUCCGACGGUCGACCGAAGUUGGGACAAUGGUGCUAAACGUGUGCGGAAAGUAUGACCCGCAUCUCGGCCUCACCCCGACCACCCCGGCAGCCAACGGGGAUUUAGCAAAUGGUGGACCAAGCGUUGACAAGACGGUGGAAACGGAGACGCAUACACACGUGGAAGAAGUGGUGAUCAGAUUGGUCGAGAGCGCCCCACGAUUGGAAAUGAAAGAAAACGAGCUGGAGCAUCAUCAUAUUAAUCACGAUUUCGACACGGCCAGGACGAGCAGAGAAGAGGCUGUGAGAGAUCAUCUCACAAUGCACGAGCUCGUGCGACAAGUCCGACUCGAAGAGGGUUUAGAGGUGACACCGCGGCCAUCAGUAAGCGAAGUGGAACCGAGACGUCCGACUCUACAACAAACCACCAUCCUCAACGCCUACAGUACAUAUACGACAACGGAACCGAUAGAAGCGAUAGUCGAAGAGCGAACCCUCAUCCACAUGAACGGCUCACUGAAAUCGAAACCGAAAAGAGCCGUUUUCAACGAGAAUGACGAUAUUUCGUCGAGAACCGCAAAUACGGUUGUUGUCGACAUUGAACGAGUCGAUGAGGUCAAUGUGAUCCCCACAGUCUCGGGCAUUUUGGCAAAACGGGAACACCACUUCAUUCUGCCGCCAAUGCAAGAAACAACAGGGAGAACGAUUGCGAGAACGGUGGCCGCCAUUCCACAGACAGUUUUCACAGUCGUCUCGGUCACUUACGCCUAUUGUGUCUCGAUCAUCGCUUUUCUCGCGAGUUUCGUCUGGAAA